Molecule: messenger RNA, 333 nt
Organism: Letharia columbiana
Lineage: Eukaryota; Fungi; Ascomycota; Lecanoromycetes; Lecanorales; Parmeliaceae
Exons: 3
Coding region: 1-333 (110 amino acids)
Source: RefSeq, a predicted model, not a curated record
AUGGAGAAAGACCAUUCGAUCAAGUCGGUCGAGUCGAAAGGAGCGUCAGUUUCGCACUCUAGCGGAGGAAAGAUACCAUAUCCCAAGCAUGUCUGGUCACCAGCAGGAGGAUGGUAUGCACAGCCAGCCAAUUGGAAAGCAAACACAGCGGUAAUGGGGGUGGUCGUCAUCGGGAUUACGGCAAUUGCAUGGAACAUCAGUGCGGAGAGGGAGGUCAGGCCAAGAAUGCCGGAGAAGGGGAGAUUUUUCCCAAGUCGAUAUUGGAGCAGGCAAAUAAUAGAGCACGAACGGGCAGAAGCUGCCAAGGAAGCAGCGGCGAAAGGGCAGCAAUAA